This is a messenger RNA of Drosophila guanche, 996 nucleotides long. Its product is annotated as derlin-1-like. Gene Ontology annotation, molecular function: misfolded protein binding; ubiquitin-specific protease binding. Gene Ontology annotation, cellular component: endoplasmic reticulum membrane; Hrd1p ubiquitin ligase ERAD-L complex. NCBI's taxonomy places the organism in Eukaryota, Metazoa, Arthropoda, Insecta, Diptera, Drosophilidae. Gene Ontology annotation, biological process: endoplasmic reticulum unfolded protein response. The transcript has 3 exons. The coding region runs from base 99 to 839 and encodes 246 amino acids. The record is from RefSeq and is a predicted model, not a curated record.
UAAAGACACGUAAAGACACACCAAAUUUCACAAAAUUCUUAAAAUAUAUGCAUUUUCAUAUAAAAAACAUUAUUAAAAUCAACUAAUAUCAAAAGUACAUGACAAUGGACGCUGGCCAAUGGUACCGGUCGCUGCCUCGCUUCACCCGCUACUGGCUGACGGCGACGGUGGUGCUCAGCCUGCUCUGCCGCUUCGACCUGCUCUCCAUCUCGGCUCUGCAUCUGGACCGAUCAAAGAUCUUUGGCAGCCUGCAGCUGUGGCGAUGCGUCACCUCGCUUUUUGUGUUCCCCAUCACACCGAACACGGCCUUCCACUUCCUCAUCAACUGCUACUUCAUUGUGCAGUACAGCACCAGGCUGGAAAAGGAUCAGUACUCGCGCAGUCCCUCCGACUACCUGUACCUGCUCAUCGUGACAGCGGUGCUGGCCAACGUCGGAGGACUGCUGUUUAAGGUCCACUUCCUCAUGGACAUGAUGGUGAUGGCGGUCACCUACAUCUGGUGUCAGCUAAACAAAGAUGUGACAGUCAGCUUCUGGUUCGGCAGUCGCUUCAAGGCCAUCUACUUGCCCUGGGUGCUGGCUGCAUUUGAGUUUAUAUUCAAGUUCUCUCUGGCCUCGCUGUUGGGCAUUUUCAAUGGCCAUGUUUACUUUUUCCUCAAAUUCCAAUAUUCCCAAGAGCUGGGCGGCAAUGCGUUACUCGAGACGCCACAGUUCCUCAAACGCCUGGUACCUGACACUUCUGGUGGUUUUGGUGGCUUUGGCGUACCGCCGGAGAGCAGAGCGCCUCCACGUGCACCCGAAAAUCCCUGGGGCCGAGGCAUGACCCUGGGUCACGACUAGGCACACACACACACCAUAUAUGGAUCCCAUUUUUGGUUAGAAUUUUUGUAACAAAAACCUGAUCGUGUUUCAACCAACGCUCGAUUCUACGGCCGCAACAGCAGCAACAAGUAAAAAUAUUGUUAAGUGGGGAGGAUUAUUAAUUGUGCAUAAAAAA